CGCCUGCGCGUAGCUGCUUGGAGUCAGUGACCUUAGGACGUACGCCUGUCGCACCUUGAGUCCUGCUGUCCGCGCGAGCCGGUUUGUGCUCAGUGUCCUGUGCACACCCUUGCAAGUGACGGCGCCAUGACUAUGACUUCCAGCGUACGAGGGCUUUACUUGAUAGACUGGGAACUUAUUUCAAACACUGAGAAGAUCUGACUCAGGAAAUGCUGGGACGAAGUCCAGUGUGUUUAUCCUGACCCCUGUUCAACUUCUUCCUGCAGUCCAGUCCAUGCUGGGACUAGACAACUCUCCUCUGAGGCUGAAGCUAACCAGACUAUGCAGCACCCUCUUCUCUCCACAAUUCUCUGGAACUGGGUUGAAUGGAUCGCAGCUGUUACCAUUGCUGCUGGAACAGCUGCAAUUGGUUAUCUAGCUUACAAAAGAUUUUAUGUUAAAGAUCAUCGCAACAAAUCUAUGGUAAACCCUCACAUCCAGAAAGACAACCCCAAGGUAGUACAUGCUUUUGACAUGGAGGAUUUGGGAGAUAAAGCCGUGUACUGCCGCUGUUGGAGGUCCAAAAAGUUCCCACUCUGUGAUGGAUCUCACACAAAACACAAUGAAGAAACUGGAGACAACGUGGGACCUCUGAUCAUUAAGAAAAAAGAUACUUAAAUGGACACUUUUGAUGCUGCAAACCAAGUUGUCAUGAUGUUUCCUGAUUGUUUAAUUAGAAUGACUACCACUUCCAUCUAAUUCACCUCCCCUGGGUUCUAGAUGUGUGGUAAACUAUAGCUUUCAUAUUCACGGCAUUUGCCUUACAUGUGGAACCAUUGUGGUGCACAUCUCUUGAAACAAAAAAGGAAAAACAAAACACCAAUCUCAUGGCCUGUGGGUUAUUUUGGUCUUGUAAGGAUAUGUUUCUUUACAGUUAAAACUGACAUUAGAAUAUAGUUGUAUGUCAAAGUUAACGUAUUAAAUUAUUCUCAAAAUCAUGUAUGUGCAGAUUGUACUUGUAAGUUUCAAAGAAGAAUUAAUCACCAUUUAAUAUUACUUAGCCUAGAAAGUAAAAUGGGUGUGAUUAAGCUACAUUAAUCUCCUAAUAACAAUCUAGGAAAAACUA
This is a messenger RNA of Odocoileus virginianus texanus, 1105 nucleotides long. RefSeq names its product CDGSH iron sulfur domain 1 (gene CISD1). Gene Ontology annotation, molecular function: 2 iron, 2 sulfur cluster binding. Gene Ontology annotation, biological process: regulation of autophagy. The record is from RefSeq and is a predicted model, not a curated record. Lineage: Eukaryota; Metazoa; Chordata; Mammalia; Artiodactyla; Cervidae. Gene Ontology annotation, cellular component: intracellular membrane-bounded organelle; mitochondrial outer membrane.